AUGGAAUUUGAGAUAGCAUUUGCCGAGCGCUAUGCGUGGGAACGUCACAAUAUCAUUAAGACCCUGACAGGAACCUGGUUGUACGGUAUCGCAGUGAUGUUUCCUCCGAUGGUGACAUGGGGAUCAUUCAAUUUUGAAUCAGGCGAUACAGUGUGUGCUCCGAAUUGGCAGGAAGAAUCCUCGGCCGGACGCAUCUAUAUGGUUCUAUUAAUCCUUUUAGUGUUCGUAAUUCCUCUAGGUUUUUCCGCGGCCUACUUUGGUAAAAUAUACAACAAGUUAUUGCAAGAUAGAGGGGAUGACGGAAUGUCAUUGAGAGCAAGGGAGAAGGCGAGGAAAGCGGUCGUUAUAAUUUGGAUUGGCGUGGCAAUCUUCAUGGUCAGCUGGAUGCCCUACUGUGUAUGCGCCAUGAUGGCUUUGUUUGGAGGCUCGAAGAUGUUUAAUCCGGAGAUUUCGUUUAUUCCUGGCGUUGUCGCUAAAGCCAGUGCUGUGUUCAACCCCUUAUUCUGCUUGCUAGCAAGCACACGGUAAGAAGGGUAAGAAUCGUGGGACUUGCAAAAUUAAUAUCGAUAAAUAUUCUUUUUGUAUCAUUACACAAUUUGUUUGCUCCGUCUCUCUUUAUCUUUAAAUCUUUAGUUACUUGUUGCUAACUUCAUUACUCACCAGCAAAUUUAGGAUGAUUCUAUUUGCUAUUAAUUAAAGUGUCUAUUUGCGAUAAUAUCACGAAUUGCACUGAAUCGAAUGAAUCCUCAUGAUCAAAACUCUCUCUUCAUCUGUAUCUCAUUAUCUAAAAAAAACCGCUUAUCUCUCACCAACCCUCUUCUUUUUUCGGGUAUUAAUCUUGGUUUUAUUUCCUAUUAUUGAACGUCAUAGUUCAAUUAUGAUACACUUUCUAAUAAAUGUAACAGUUUCAAUUGAUCGUAACUAUAAAGACGUAUUUUUUUGUCUGUGAUUCGGCGUUUGGUAACUGCGGAAGGAGUUUACGGUAGAUCACCAUAUCCACUUUACACUUAUUUUUCCCUUUCUCGCAGAUUUCGAAACGUCGCUCUAAAGCUUAUCUGUAUGUGUCGUAAGAUAGAAGAAGAUGAGGAAGACGAAGAGGAGAUUGAUGAUUUGUCACAAGGAAGACAGUUGCGUCCCUCCGCUCUGAUGCAGCGUAGCCUGCAAGAGGAACUGAGCCGUAUACGACGCAUGCGCCGCUAUCAGCAGACUCGGGCAGAAGCGCGGCGCCUACGAAUAAACGGGCCUUAUAUCUCAGUAGAUAUCCCAGCAGAAAAUCUGGAAACGUCAGUUUAG
Molecule: messenger RNA, 1293 nt
Organism: Pocillopora meandrina
Lineage: Eukaryota; Metazoa; Cnidaria; Anthozoa; Scleractinia; Pocilloporidae
Source: the annotation of a GenBank genome assembly